Mirounga angustirostris (Northern elephant seal) is the source of this 5741-nucleotide messenger RNA. RefSeq names its product phospholipase C beta 4 (gene PLCB4). Gene Ontology annotation, biological process: release of sequestered calcium ion into cytosol; lipid metabolic process; phosphatidylinositol-mediated signaling. The record is from RefSeq and is a predicted model, not a curated record. NCBI's taxonomy places the organism in Eukaryota, Metazoa, Chordata, Mammalia, Carnivora, Phocidae. The coding region runs from base 633 to 4298 and encodes 1221 amino acids. Gene Ontology annotation, molecular function: phosphatidylinositol-4,5-bisphosphate phospholipase C activity; calcium ion binding. The transcript is spliced from 39 exons.
AGUCUUAGCCAAGAAAAAUCGAGCCCGUAAAUAUGGCUUAUUAGCUAGGACAAUUAAAAAAUACACAAUAGGAGGUAACAGCUCCUUAUAGUUUUGUUACCUUCUGUUACCUACACAGGCUCUUACAACUUCUUCACCUCAUUUCCCCCCUGGAAAAAUAGAAACAGGAGUGGAAUUUUAUUCAUUUACUUCAUGGAAUAAAAGUAUUGAGUAUAUGUCAUUGGGAUAAGUAAAUGCUUCAGUUCUAAUUUUGAAAAAUUCCUGUUUAUUUUGAUCUGUUUCCAUUUGAUUUUGUUCAUUUGCUCCUUAUAAAUCAAAUCAUUGGAAUCAAAAUCUUUACUGAGAUGGAAACAAAGAAAUAUUUUAAGUCUAACUUCAGAAAUUUCUAUUUGUUUAAUAUUAUAAAUGAAACCAUACCAUGAGAAAAUGAGAGCAGCGCUAUGGUCUUCAAAGCUCACCUUCGCUACUUUCUGUUAUUAGUUGGAUAAUCUUUCUUCUUUUCCACGCCUAUAGGAAAAGACAUUACGGAAUCCUGAAACGUGAUCUUCCUUAAAAAGAGGACGGCACUGUGAAUUUAACUGAGUGGACAUCACUCGCAGUCCAUCCAGAGCUGCCUGGUCUUGAGUGUAGUCAUGGCCAAACCUUAUGAAUUUAACUGGCAGAAGGAAGUUCCUUCCUUUUUGCAAGAAGGAGCCGUUUUUGACAGAUAUGAAGAGGAAUCCGUUGUGUUUGAACCCAACUGCCUCUUCAAAGUGGAUGAAUUUGGCUUCUUUCUGACCUGGAGGAGUGAAGGCAAGGAAGGACAAGUGCUAGAAUGCUCCCUCAUCAACAGUAUUCGAUUGGGAGCCACCCCCAAGGAUCCCAAAAUCCUCGCCGCUCUUGAAGCUGUUGGAAAGUCAGAGAACGAUCUGGAAGGGCGGAUAGUUUGUGUCUGCAGUGGCACAGAUCUGGUGAACAUCAGUUUCACGUACAUGGUGGCUGAAAAUCCAGAAGUAACUAAGCAAUGGGUAGAAGGACUGAGAUCAAUCAUACACAACUUCAGGGCCAACAAUGUCAGUCCAAUGACCUGCCUCAAGAAACACUGGAUGAAAUUGGCGUUUAUGACCAACACAAAUGGUAAAAUUCCAGUUAGGAGUAUUACUAGAACUUUUGCAUCGGGGAAAACAGAAAAGGUGAUCUUUCAAGCACUCAAGGAGUUAGGUCUUCCCAGUGGAAAGAAUGAUGAAAUUGAGCCUACGGCAUUUACUUAUGAAAAGUUCUAUGAACUGACACAAAAGAUUUGUCCUCGGACAGAUAUAGAGGAUCUUUUUAAAAAAAUCAAUGGAGACAAAACUGAUUAUUUAACGGUAGACCAAUUAGUGAGCUUUCUAAAUGAACAUCAGCGAGACCCUCGACUGAAUGAAAUUUUAUUCCCAUUUUAUGAUGCUAAAAGGGCGAUGCAGAUCAUCGAGAUGUAUGAGCCUGAUGAAGAUUUGAAGAAAAAAGGCCUCAUAUCAAGUGAUGGGUUUUGCAGAUAUCUGAUGUCAGAUGAAAAUGCCCCAGUCUUCCUGGAUCGUUUAGAACUUUACCAAGAAAUGGACCAUCCUCUGGCCCACUACUUCAUCAGUUCUUCCCAUAAUACCUAUCUCACGGGCCGACAGUUUGGCGGGAAAUCUUCAGUAGAAAUGUACAGACAGGUUCUCCUGGCUGGUUGCAGAUGUGUUGAACUUGACUGUUGGGAUGGAAAAGGUGAAGACCAAGAACCAAUAAUAACUCAUGGAAAAGCAAUGUGUACAGAUAUCCUUUUUAAGGAUGUUAUUCAAGCCAUCAAGGAAACCGCAUUUGUCACAUCCGAAUAUCCUGUAAUUCUCUCCUUUGAAAAUCACUGCAGCAAAUAUCAACAGUACAAGAUGUCCAAAUAUUGCGAAGAUCUAUUUGGGGAUCUCCUGUUGAAACAAGCACUUGAAUCACAUCCACUUGAACCAGGCAGGCCCUUACCAUCCCCCAAUGACCUCAAAAGAAAAAUACUCAUCAAAAAUAAACGGCUGAAACCUGAGGUUGAAAAAAAACAGCUCGAGGCUUUGAAAAGCAUGAUGGAAGCUGGAGAAUCUGCCACUCCAGUUAGCAUCCUCGAGGAUGAUAAUGAAGAGGAGAUAGAAAGUGCUGACCAAGAGGAGGAAGCUCACCCUGAAUACAAAUUUGGAAAUGAACUUUCUGCUGAUGACUUGGGUCACAAGGAGGCUGUUGCAAAUAGUGUCAAGAAGGCUUCGGAUGACCUUGAACAUGAAAUCAACAAAAAGGGUCUGGUUACUGUGGAAGAUGAACAGGCAUGGAUGGCAUCUUAUAAAUAUGUAGGUGCUACCACUAAUAUCCAUCCAUAUUUGUCUACAAUGAUCAACUAUGCACAGCCCGUAAAGUUCCAAGGUUUCCAUGUGGCUGAAGGUUGGAUGGGAGCGUUGCUGAGUGCAUCUUUAUUUUUCUUUCCAGAGCGCAAUAUCCAUUAUAACAUGUCUUCUUUUAACGAGUCCGUCGGUCUGGGCUACUUGAAGACACACGCAAUUGAAUUUGUGAAUUAUAACAAACGGCAAAUGAGCCGCAUUUACCCCAAGGGAGGCCGGGUCGAUUCCAGUAAUUACAUGCCUCAGAUUUUCUGGAAUGCUGGUUGCCAGAUGGUUUCACUGAACUAUCAAACCCCAGAUUUAGCGAUGCAAUUGAAUCAGGGAAAAUUUGAGUAUAAUGGAUCAUGCGGAUACCUCCUCAAACCAGAUUUCAUGAGACGGCCCGAUAGAACAUUCGAUCCCUUCUCUGAAACUCCUGUCGAUGGGGUUAUUGCAGCCACUUGCUCAGUGCAGGUCAUAUCAGGUCAGUUUUUAUCAGAUAAGAAAAUUGGUACAUACGUAGAAGUGGAUAUGUACGGGUUGCCCACCGACACCAUACGUAAGGAAUUCCGAACUCGCAUGGUGAUGAACAACGGACUCAAUCCAGUUUACAAUGAAGAAUCAUUUGUUUUUCGGAAGGUAAUCCUCCCUGACCUGGCAGUCUUGAGAAUAGCAGUAUAUGAUGACAACAACAGGCUGAUAGGCCAGAGGAUUCUUCCACUGGAUGGCCUCCAAGCAGGCUAUCGACACAUUUCCCUUCGAAAUGAGGGAAAUAAACCAUUAUCAUUGCCAACAAUUUUCUGCAAUAUUGUUCUUAAAACAUAUGUGCCUGAUGGAUUUGGAGAUAUUGUGGAUGCUUUAUCAGAUCCAAAGAAAUUUCUUUCCAUUACGGAAAAGAGAGCAGACCAAAUGAGAGCUAUGGGCAUUGAAACCAGCGACAUAGCAGAUGUGCCCAGUGAUACUUCUAAGAAUGACAAGAAAGGAAAAGCCAACACUGCCAAAGCAAACGUGACCCCACAGAGCAGCUCCGAGCUCAGACCAACCACCACGGCGGCCCUGGGGUCUGGCGUGGAAGCCAAGAAAGGUAUCGAACUUAUCCCUCAAGUAAGGAUAGAAGAUUUAAAGCAGAUGAAGGCUUACCUGAAGCAUUUAAAGAAACAACAGAAGGAACUAAAUUCUUUAAAGAAGAAACAUGCAAAGGAGCAUAGCACGAUGCAGAAGUUGCACUGCACACAAGUUGACAAAAUUGUGGCACAGUAUGACAAAGAGAAGUCGACGCAUGAGAAGAUCCUAGAGAAGGCCAUGAAGAAGAAGGGGGGAAGUAAUUGUCUCGAAAUGAAAAAAGAAACCGAAAUUAAAAUUCAGACACUGACAUCAGAUCACAAAUCUAAGGUCAAAGAGAUAGUGGCCCAGCACACAAAGGAGUGGUCAGAAAUGAUCAACACCCACAGUGCUGAGGAGCAAGAAAUCCGGGACCUGCACCUCAGCCAGCAGUGUGAGCUCCUGAGAAAGCUACUGAUCAAUGCCCAUGAGCAGCAAACCCAGCAGCUGAAACUGUCCCAUGACAGGGAAAGCAAGGAAAUGCGAGCACACCAGGCUAAGAUUUCUAUGGAAAACAGCAAAGCCAUCAGCCAAGAUAAAUCUAUCAAGAACAAAGCAGAACGGGAAAGGCGAGUCAGGGAGUUAAAUAGCAGCAACACCAAAAAGUUUCUGGAAGAAAGAAAAAGACUCGCAAUGAAGCAGUCCAAAGAAAUGGAUCAAUUGAAAAAAGUCCAGCUUGAACACCUAGAGUUCCUAGAGAAACAGAAUGAGCAGCUAUUGAAAUCCUGCCAUGCAGUGUCCCAAACACAAGGCGAAGGAGAUGCAGCAGAUGGGGAAGUUGGAAGCCGAGAUGGACCGCAGACCAGCAACAGUAGUGUGAAUCUCCAAAACGCAAACUGAGGCAGCAAAACCUCCCAGCAUCAAGAGAUCACCCCCAACCUUCCCAACCCAGAUGUCACGCAAGACGGCUGUUGCCUUUUGGGUUUCCUUUAUGUACAGACAAGAUGUUACACCUGAACCCACAGCGACUUACAUAUGUCUGUGUAACAUUUUGAGUAUUGGGUUUCUUUGGCCAACCAAAAGUAGCUCCGAAUCCACCAAAAUUACUAUCCCAGUGAGGCAGAGUUUAACCUUGAUAUUACAACUUAAACAUGUUUGCUAUAAAAUACCAUCACAAGUGAAUGAACUUGGUGUAAACAACUCCGCUCUGUGAUGCAUUUAGGACAUGUUUGAGCUACAGCAAAAAGAGUGCAUUAGUGAUUCAAUAGCAAGUGCAUGCACUAGGAAAAAUAACAAAACUCUGUCUACAAAUUCAUCAGCAGAAGUGGCAAUCUGCUAGACAAAUAACUGCAGGAUUUUUCUACAUCUAAGUUACCUCAUCAGUAAGUGCCAUGUGUCUGCCAUGCCAUAAGAAGCUAAUUUCCUGUAAAAGUUGUGGAAAUUAUUAGAGUAAAAAAAAAAAAAAUUAGAACAGUGUACCUGUGCCAAAACUCAUCAGUGCUCAAGGGAGAACUUUAUUAGGCACACGUAAGACAGUUUACAUCUGAUACUGCUUUAUAGGAAUUGCUUCUGCCGAUUCCAGACAUUCUAAUACACUAUUACACCAUAAAGAUUGUGAAGUGGUUAUUGGCAAACGUUUGUAAAUGUGACCAUGUAUAAAGUAUUUAUACUCCUAAUUCACACUGUUAUAGAGCAAAAUCAUCUAAGUAUUGCCACAUGACAAGAUUAGUCAACAGGAAUACUAGAACUAUGUUUGCAUGAUACACAAGCACCCAUUAAGACUAAUCCGUACACAUACAGUUAAUCUAAUGCCAAAUAAACACUGGCUAAAUGUAUGGCACAGAAUAUAAUUUGACUAUCAAGACUUUUAAGCAUAAUGAAAAAGUCUAUAUAUAUGUGUAUAUGAAUUAUGUGGGCAUUCUUGAUACUUCAAGUUCUAGUUUCAAAAAAAAUACAUAACUAAUUUAAUUUUACACAAAAAUAUUUAUGCAGAUUUUCAGAAUUUCAUAUCAGGAAAUAACCUUUUUACGUCUGUUCAAUAUCAAAACAAUUUGCUACAGUGUUUAUCUGCAUGGUCUUUAAGCCCGCUGUAGUUGUGUUGCAGACAGUGCAUGAAAAAGUAUUCUGCGGGGAACCGAGCCAUGCCGCCAAAGCUGCAAAGAGCGCAUGGAAACGGUAGUCUAGAGCUAAUCAGAUGACUGAUUUUAGGACACAAAACACCAACUGAAUUGUAUAUGCUUGUACAAAUUGAUUCUGUGUGUUCCUCUGAACAAAGCAGAGAAAAUUAUGUUACCAUCAAUAUUGAAAUUAAACUUCCAACUUCUCUAAUAAAAAAUUAAAACA